AUGAGUCGACGUGAAUCAUACAUAGAAGAUGAGGAUUUUGACCAAGCUUUAAAUUAUUCAGUAUUUCGAAAAGAUUUAUAUAAAAUUUUCGAUGCUCAUCGAAAUAAAGAGUUAAUCAUUGGAGAAUUAGAAAGUGAAAUGUCCACAUUUGCUAGAGAAAGUGAACGUUUGGAACGGCAACAACUAAAAUCUACCCAUGGACCUACUGCUGAAAUUUACGAUCAGUUUUAUCGGGAUCACAAGUUAUUGUUAAAAUUGUUUCAACUUUUGGGAGUAAUGCCUAUUAUUCGAGAACCGGGAGCAGUCGCAUUCAGAUGGAUUUCAUGGCCAAUGAUAUAUGCAGUUAUAGUUUAUUCAAUAGCAACUGUAAUCGUAAUUUUGGUUGGUAGAGCUCGUGCAAACAUUUUAUUACAAACUUCGAAAUUUGAUGAAUAUAUAUAUGCAGUUAUUUUUCUAAUAUUUUUGGUACCACAUUUUUGGAUUCCAUUCGUUGGUUGGGGUGUAGCAGGUGAAGUUGCACGCUAUAAAACAAUGUGGGGUACAUUUCAAGUUCGUUAUUAUCGUGUUACUGGGACAACUUUAACUUUUCCAAAUUUAGCAAUUUUAAUUGGAGUCAUGUUUAUUGGUUGUGUUUUUAUUGCAAUUCUUUUUUUAGUUUCAUUACAAAAUCUAUUAGAUGGAUUCUUGUUGUGGCAUACAAGUGCCUAUUAUCACAUUAUAAUAAUGAUAAAUAUGAAUGCUUGUUUAUGGUAUAUAAAUUCAACAGCAAUUAGAAUUUCAGCAACAAGUUUAUCUAAUCAAUUCCAAACUGAUAUUCAUAUAGAGUGUAAUGCAUCAAUGAUAUCACAAUAUCGAUAUUUAUGGUUAAAUUUAAGUGAACUCUUACAAUCACUAGGCAAUGCUUAUGCUAGAACUUAUUCAACAUAUUCUAUAUUUAUGUUUGUUAAUAUAACAAUAUCAACUUACGGUGCUCUAUCAGGAUUUCUUGAUCAUGGCAUUGAAUUAAAAGAUGUUGGAUUACUUGUAAUUGCUUUGUAUUGUUCGAUUCUAUUAUAUGUUUUUGCUGAUUGUUCUCAUAAAGCAACUGAAGUUGUAGCUCGAGGAAUUCAGGAUACACUGUGUUCGGUUGAUUUACAUAAAGUUGAUCUGCAAACUCAAAAAGAAAUUGAUUUAUUUAUUGUUGCAAUUCGUAUGAAUCCAGCUGUUGUUGACUUGAAAGGAUUUGGAAAUGUUAAUAGGGAACUGCUUACAUCGUCUCUUGGAAUUAUUUCAAUUUAUCUUCUGGUGCUAUUACAAUUCAAAUUAAGCUUGCAAAAAGGUAUUUAAUUAUGUGGACUAUGUAGCUUAUAAAGA
This is a messenger RNA of Condylostylus longicornis, 1353 nucleotides long. Its product is annotated as gustatory and odorant receptor 22-like. The transcript is spliced from 8 exons. Gene Ontology annotation, cellular component: axon; neuronal cell body; dendrite. The record is from RefSeq and is a predicted model, not a curated record. Lineage: Eukaryota; Metazoa; Arthropoda; Insecta; Diptera; Dolichopodidae. Gene Ontology annotation, biological process: sensory perception of taste. The coding region runs from base 1 to 1326 and encodes 441 amino acids.